Molecule: messenger RNA, 1098 nt
Organism: Quercus lobata
Lineage: Eukaryota; Viridiplantae; Streptophyta; Magnoliopsida; Fagales; Fagaceae
Exons: 1
Coding region: 1-1098 (365 amino acids)
Source: RefSeq, a predicted model, not a curated record
AUGAUAAAGACCGAUUCUGUGACAGAUUCUCUUAUGUGGAAGUUUUCAAACUCAGUGGAUUUUAAAGUUAAAAAGGCUUAUGAGAUUCUUUUGGAAGAUGCUAAUAUGUCAGCCAAUGCAACUCUUAGACCCCUUGUUAUCCCUGAUGCUGUGUGGAACACUUUAUGGAAGGUUAGACUUCCCUUGAAAAUCUGCAACUUGGUCUGGAAGGUAAUCCAUGAUAGCUUGCCAACAUUUCAGACUUUAAAGGGGAGGGGAAUUCCAAUUGCUGCCCUCUGCCCCUUUUGUGACUGUGAUGAGGAGUCUUCUAGCCAUCUUUUCCUUCAUUGCCAUUUUGCUAGAGCUUGUUGGUAUGGUUCAGCUCUAGCCCUGCAUACUUCCUCCCUUGGUCCUAUAACUGUUCAGCAGUGGAUCAUUAAUUCCAUUAGUAGACAUCAGAGAUUGGAUGAGAGUGACUUGGAAUCUUUGCAGCGGACUUUCAUUACUCUUUGGGCUAUCUGGAAUCAUAGAAACCGGGUGAUUCAUGAGGGAGUUACUCCUGAUCCAAUGAAUGUCAUUUUAACCUCUCAAAAUCUGUUUUGCAGGUACCAUGAGAUCUAUCAAAAGCAUUACUAUACUGAGCAUAGGAUAUCUAGGCAGAAAAUUAUGGAGCAAGGGUUUCAAGGGCAAUGGAGCAUCAUCCUCAAGAUUUCUGGUGUCAAGCAUGGAAGAAAGAAAAGAGCUGCUUUUGCUUAUGAGGCUAGGAACAGGCAGGGUACAGUGGUGUUCUACGGAUGUAGCAGCAGUGCCGCUAACUCAGUCCCAGUUGCUUUGCUUGAAGGUCUUAGAGAAGCAGCUGUAACAGCUUUUAGGCUUCAAUACAACCAGAUUUUGGUUUUGAGCAAUUGUAAUUUUUUGGUUCAGUUGUUUAACACAGGCCAAGUACCGGAUUGGGAAGGAAAAACCUUGUUUGCUGAUCUGCAGUCCUUAAAGCAAAGGGGUUUUUGUCUUUCCUUCCGUUGGAUCCCUGCUUUUGUGCUUGUUAAUGUAUAUAAUAUGGCUGCUAUGGCCUCCAGUGCUCCCAUGCACUUUCAAUGGCCACAGCACCUAACGUUGUAG